Strongylus vulgaris is the source of this 780-nucleotide messenger RNA. NCBI's taxonomy places the organism in Eukaryota, Metazoa, Nematoda, Chromadorea, Rhabditida, Strongylidae. The record is from the annotation of a GenBank genome assembly.
AUGUUUCAGUUAGUUGAUGCUCCUAGUCAAUUUGAAAUUGCUCUCAGCUCUUUGGAUUCAUUCAAGAAUGCCCAGAAGUUUGAUGAGCAUAUCUGCUUUUUUGGGUAUGGCGAUGAAGAUCAGGACCAAUUUAUGAACAUGGUUAUUGCACGUUUUCUUCGAGAUGGUAGGAGUCAUGUGACGUUUGCUCAAGGUGGCUACCGUGAUAAAGUUAGCGAACUUGUGACGCAGGCUGCUCCUACACAUUCAAUGGGCACGGAGGUGAAACAUGUCGUAUCUUCUGAUCGCUACGGAAAAAGAUAUCGCAACGAACCGUCGGUGUUUUCCAUCGAUGAUGACUCAAGCGACGAGAGCGGUGGCACAUUGUUCAACAAAACGAAUAGGAAGGAAGAGCUUCUUCUUGUUGAUCAAGCGGAGUUUAUCGAACAUUUUCAAUGUCAUGAACUUGGUGAAAACAAAGUUAUGUUGCCUUCACACAUUGCUAUCACUCGGACUCACAUGCAUAUUCUGAGAGACGUCGACAGGAAGCCGGGUUUUGUGACUACUGAGGCUCGACAUCCUUUGUCUUCAGUUCUGCGGGUUACUAGUAAGAAGAAAGUUCCGGAGUUGUUGACAUUUAAAUUUGGUUACGAGGUGAAUGGUGUGUCGAAAGUUACAUCUGUUCACAGGUUUCUUGUACCAAAAGCUGGGGAAUGCGCAAAGGCUGUGAAAACGGCUAUAUUUGCUCUUCGUCCAUUGUCAGACUCUGAAUCAACCGAAAUAAGCUUUGCUACGGGCUGA